Messenger RNA from Setaria italica (foxtail millet), 1123 nucleotides. RefSeq lists its product as uncharacterized. NCBI's taxonomy places the organism in Eukaryota, Viridiplantae, Streptophyta, Magnoliopsida, Poales, Poaceae. The transcript has 4 exons. Bases 425 to 1123 code for a protein of 232 amino acids. The record is from RefSeq and is a predicted model, not a curated record.
CGGGGACGCUUUGCAAACUUUGAACCGGGGGAGCUCAUUCCAUCUCCCAAGCCACACCUGUGGUGCAGGAUUGUGAUGUCAAAGGUGCUGAUAUGAUGGAAAUCGAGCCAGCUCCAGUUCGUAAUGCUAAAACACUUUCCUCAGAAGAGUGCUGUAUCUCCAGGAGUUGCAGAGGUUCCGGUCUUGUGCCGCUGCUGAUCUUAGCCCAUUUGAAAGCUUCUGAAGGAGCUGGGUCUCAAAAUGAUAUGCACAAUGAUAGAUUGAAGGAGCAGAUUCUCUUACCUUAAAGUUCAAGGCAAUAUCGUCACUUGUGGAAAGAGGAUCUGCGACUACUUUCUGCAAAGAAACAACACUCAAAGUCUUAACAAGCGCAUUGAUCAGAGCAACCGGACAUCGCAUAUUGGAUCUCAGAGGCAACGCGGCCAUGCCUGAAAUGUCAGAUGUUGCAAGCAAGUUAUUUUCAGAAUUUUUGAUUAAGCGCUGCAGAAACUACUUGAAAAUGCUAGCCCUGAUUAUAGAUGAGAGAGAGAAGGAACGCUCAAGGUUUGUCAGCAAGAAUGGCUUGGUUGAUGACCCUGUUUUAGUCGAGAAGGAGCGGGUAAUGAUAAAUCCAUGGAGACAAGAAGAUAAGGAAAUAUUUAUGGAGAUGUUUGCUAAAUUUGGUAAGAAUUUCUCCAAGAUCUCCAGUUUCCUUAUGCACAAAACUACUGCCGACUGUGUUGAGUUCUACUACAAGCAUCAUAAAUCAGACAGUUUCCGAGAAGUCAAGAAAGUUUUGGACCUUCGUCAACAACAACCUGCUAGCAAUUUUCUCGGAGCAAAAUCUGGGAAGAAAUGGAAUCCCGAGGCAAAUGCUGCUUCUCUUGAUAUGCUAGGGGUAGCAUCAGUAGUAGCUACCCAUGGCCUUGAAUAUGCAAACAGAGUGGAGAAAAUCUCUGCGAAAUCCCUCAUCCGGACUGCAUAUGGGUCCAAUGUUUCUUUUGCGGCCAAAAAAUCUUCUGAUAGGGAGUGCAUUGACAAUGUACCUUUGCAUGAGAGAGAAUCUGUAGCUGCUGAUGUGUUAGUGGGAUCCGGCGGGAGCAGGCGGCGGUGCACAUAUACAGCAUGUGGCAAGAAAAAGUAA